UGAAGAAAGUACAAGCAGACAAGAAGAGAACUAAUUAAUUAUAUAUAUUUGAUGGACUAACAAAAUUCAGGAUGUUAAAUAAAGGUUGGACAUGUCAAAAUUGGUUCUCUUUGUCCCAGAGAGUACGGAGAAGGAGAGCAACUCAACAGAACAGUCACAGAAAAUUGUCCCUGACAUCACUGGCUCACAGGCAAGGCAGUUUUAUGAAGAUUUGAUUAAUGAUUCCAGCAGGGAGAAUGGAUUACAUCAAGAUAUACUGCAUGCUCAGAGUCAUGCAAAACAUUGCAACGAGAGACUGGCAAACCAGGUUACUAAAACCUCCUUAGCAUCUGUAAAAGAAAGUGAUUUCUUGAAAGCAGCUCAAAAUGGUGACAUAAAAAUUGUAAAGAAAUGUUUAAAACUGGGAGUAGAGAUUGAUUGUGUUGAUUCUUAUGGAUGGACAGCUUUAAUGUGUGCAGGUCAUAGUGGAAAUAGACAAGUAGUUACAUAUCUUCUCAAGAAGGGUAUAAACAAAUAUGUGGUGGACAGAAAGAGAAGGGAUGCAGUGGUCAUUGCGAAGAGAGCUGGCCAUGAAAGUCUGGCCAAUUUUAUAUCAAUGUUUGAUAAAAGUAUUGCGAGAGACAAUCAGAUACAAAAACAGGAAGCAGAAGUGGUUGAAUUUUUCUGUGAUGUGUGUAAUAAAACUAUUCACCAAAUUGAAGGGGAAAACCAUGAAACUUCUACUGUGCAUCUAUUUAACAGACAGCUGAAGCCAAAACCAGAUAGUUUUCUUAUUCCUCCAGGCAACAGAGGAUUUCAAUUAAUGUUAAAGAGUGGAUGGGAUGGGGAGAAAGGAUUGGGAUCAAAAGGACAAGGGCAACGAUAUCCUGUGAAAACAGUACUAAAACGAGACAGACAAUGUUUAGGUGGGGAAUCAGAGAGGACUUCUAAAAAGAAGGCUAAAGUUACACAUUUUGGACCUAAUGACAAAAAUGCAGUUGAAAAACUCAAAGAAAGAAAACUCAAAACUUCUACAAUUAACAAACAGCUGAAAAAGAAGCAGGAGAGUAAAUCUCAGCUGUGGGAGAGAAAUUUGAGAGAAGAAAUGAAUAACUUGUUCUGAAAUUUUUCCUUUCAUGCUGACUACAUCAUAGAAUGAUAUAUUGUAAUUUGAAUAUCCCCUAACACCUUUUUUUUUUAAGAAGGCUUUUAGA
Messenger RNA from Saccostrea cuccullata (small rock oyster), 1193 nucleotides. RefSeq names its product G patch domain and ankyrin repeat-containing protein 1-like. NCBI's taxonomy places the organism in Eukaryota, Metazoa, Mollusca, Bivalvia, Ostreida, Ostreidae. Gene Ontology annotation, molecular function: nucleic acid binding; protein binding. The record is from RefSeq and is a predicted model, not a curated record. The transcript is spliced from 2 exons. The coding region runs from base 92 to 1102 and encodes 336 amino acids.